Messenger RNA from Ectocarpus sp. CCAP 1310/34, 1436 nucleotides. The record is from the annotation of a GenBank genome assembly. Lineage: Eukaryota; Phaeophyceae; Ectocarpales; Ectocarpaceae.
UUGUUGUUACAGUAAUCUCUCUACGGGUGUCACGCUGCAACGGGACCAGCAGAACAAUGCGCCAAGCUUGGUCGAAAUGCGGGUACCUGUACGAAACCGAGUCGGACACCGGCCUACCUCCCGCGCUGUUACGGGAAAACAAAAACCUGGAAAUUUUGUGGCUCAACAAGAUCGGGUGUGGGGAAGUCGACGAGGAUCUCUUCUCCGGGCUGUCUAAGCUUCGAUUCCUGCGCUUGACCUUCAACGGCCUGUCAUCGCUGCCGGAGGACGUAUUCACCGACCUGGGGCAGCUACAAGAACUGUACAUAGGAUACAACAAGCUUACGACAUUACCAGCGGGGAUCUUCUCCAAUCUAGGCCAGCUACUAUAUCUCGGCCUAAGCAACAAUCUCUUGGAAACGCUGCCUGGCGGCUCGUUUACCGAUCUGACUUCGAUCGUCGAAAUAGAUGUGGCGGAGAACCCGGAUUUGCUGUGUGUCGCGCCUGGCCCUGCGGGAGAGAUUCUGAGGGACUCGAGCGCUUCUCAGGACGAAUCGUGCGCCGUGGAACGUCGAGUAGCCGUUUCCGUGCACAACCUGCUUAUUUCCGACAUGGGUUCCAACCUCUACGUCGAGUCUAACGGAAGCUUGGCAAGACCGAGCUCUCUCACGAAGAGGCACGGGUCACGUAGUCAGUCAUGGAGGCUUAUGGAAGACCUGACUGCUGUAUUUUGUAUUACCGGGCUCUUGAAGUGCGUGGCCCCCUAUCCUUUACACGCACAAGCAGGAGCUGAGACUUGCAGCAACGGCCUGGAAGGCAUCGACGGGAGCGGUGGCGUAUGCUGUUCGCUUGACUGCGGACAAUGCGGAGGAAAGGGAUGCUAUACGUCUGGCUCUGCGAAUGGCCUCGGUGGUGAUUUCUGCUGCAGUGGAGGAAUCAAGGCUAGCGAUGAGUACUGUGAUGAGACCAACGAAGCCCCAUGCAUCAUCGGCAGCCGCCCCGGUGCGAAAAUGAUCCAUGUUCCCUCAUUGCAUGUCAUCUACGAUCGUGUAACUCACAAGCAAGCUUGUCUCGCAAAUGUAUACCUUUUUUUCCUAGGACAAUCAGUCGAAACGUGCAGCAACGGCCUGGAAGGCAUCGACGGGAGCGGUGGCGUAUGCUGUCCGCUUGACUGCGGACAAUGCGGAGGAAAGGGAUGCUAUACGUCUGGCUCUGCGAAUGGCCUCGGUGGUGAUUUCUGCUGCAGUGGAGGAAUCAAGGCUAGCGAUGAGUACUGUGAUGAGACCAACGAAGCCCCAUGCAUCAUCGGCAGCCGCCCCGGCNCGAAUGGCCUCGGUGGUGAUUUCUGCUGCAGUGGAGGAAUCAAGGCUAGCGAUGAGUACUGUGAUGAGACCAACGAAGCCCCAUGCAUCAUCGGCAGCCGCCCCGGUGAGAUAAGGCAGUCCUGGAUACAGUGA